AUGGCACCGUUUUGCCCAAAGAGAAAACAAAUAGAAAAUCUAAAAAUCCUAAAUCUAAACCCACGAACCAGCCCUCCCUUCCUAUCCCUUAUGAACCUAGACCACCCAUCGGCUCUACAACCAGCUCCUUGCAUCGUGAACCACCAAGACCUCACCAAGCUUGAACGCAAUGAUUACUCCGUCCUCUGGAGGCACAAGAUGGGCCUCGACAAGUACGACCCAGCAGUCUUCGGGCUCGGCCCAUCCUCGGCUUCCAGAUUCGGAGUCGGGUCGGGCAAGGAGGCUAAAGCCGUGGAGAAGAGCGCGUUCGAUUUGAAGCUGGAGAAGUACGAUGCGGCGGCGAAGAUCAAAAUCAUAAAGGAGGUGAGAACUUUCACGGAUUUGGGGUUGAAGGAGGCCAAGGAAUUGGUCGAGAAAGUCCCUGUGGUGUUGAAGAAAGGUCUCACCAAAGAAGAGGCUGAUCCGAUUCUCACUAAGCUCAAGGAAUUGGGUGCCACUGUGGUAUUGGAAUAAAGAUUGAUUUUUGUUUUUUUUUUUUUUUUUUUAAUGUUUAAACGUAGAAUAAUGGUUGUUCUUAGAUUA
Molecule: messenger RNA, 582 nt
Organism: Quercus robur (English oak)
Lineage: Eukaryota; Viridiplantae; Streptophyta; Magnoliopsida; Fagales; Fagaceae
Exons: 1
Coding region: 1-513 (170 amino acids)
Biological process (GO): translation
Cellular component (GO): ribosome
Molecular function (GO): structural constituent of ribosome
Source: RefSeq, a predicted model, not a curated record